GGGAGGAGGGUGAAUCACAGACGCGUGUCGAGGAGCCCAGACCCCGGAAGCACCGGCCGCAGAAGCGUAGGACCUGGUCUUGGCAGCAGAAGACAGUUUUUCAGCCACCUCUUCCAAAAUGGUGACUGCCAAGGUGUGGGUGCUGAAGAAGCAUUUUGAGGGUUUCCCCAAGCCCAGCAACUUUGACCUGAAAAAGAUAGAGCUGCCAAGCCUAAAGGAUGGAGAGUUGCUGCUUGAAUCAGUGUUUCUUAGUGUUGAUCCUUACAUGAGACCUUAUAGUCAAAGGGACAUGAAGGAAGGAGACAUAAUGAUAGGCACACAGGUUGCCAGGAUUAUAGAAAGCAAGAAUCCAGCUUUUGCAGUUGGGGCCUUUGUUGCGGCUAAUAGUGGCUGGAGAAGUCAUUUCAUCUCCGAUGGGAAAGGCCUCCAUCUCCUUCCUUCAAGCUGGCCAGAAUCACUCCCCAAGUCUCUGGCUCUUGGGACAGUUGGCAUGCCAGGCCUUACCGCAUAUUUUGGUCUGUUCGAGGUCUGCAAAAUGAAGCCAGGAGACACAGUGCUGGUUAAUGCUGCAGCAGGUGCUGUAGGCUCUGUGGUGGGGCAGCUUGCUAAAAUUGGGGGUUGCAAAGUGGUUGGCUGUGCUGGCUCAGAUGACAAGGUUGCUUAUCUGAAAAAAAUAGGCUUUGAUGAAGCCUUUAAUUACAAGACCGUUACAUCUUUGGAUGAAGCACUGCGUAAAGCCUCUCCUGAUGGCUAUGACUGUUUCUUUGACAAUGUGGGUGGAGAAUUUUCCAGUAUUGCCAUCAACCACAUGAAGAAAUAUGGAAGGAUUGCAGUCUGUGGAGCCAUCUCUCAGUACAAUGACUCCAUGCCCCAGAAAGGACCUUAUGUUCAGAUUCCAAUGAUCUUCAAGGAGCUUCAUAUGGAAGGGUUUAUUGUCACUCGCUGGAAUAACCGCCGGGAGGAAGGUCAGAAGGCACUGCUGAAAUGGGUCCUGGAGGGAAAAUUGAAGUACCAUGAACACGUCACUGAAGGAUUUGAGAACAUGCCAGCAGCUUUCAUUGGAAUGUUAAAGGGAGAAAAUCUUGGAAAAGCUAUUGUAAAAGUCUGAAGGUUGCAUAUUCCUGGGGAGGCAGGCAAAGGAGAAUGUGAUUCUGUUCAGAUAAGUGCUUUUAACUCACUGUUCAAAAGGUAUAUUUCAGUAUUUUUGGUGGACGUUGGUGAAGAUAACCCCUUAAUAAUUGGUCACAUAACUGUAAUGUAUGUCAAAGGCCUUGCUCUUGAAGAACUUGAGACUUGCUUCCCAAAGAUAAACAAAAAAGCCUUAAAUCUGUUAAACCUCAUCAGAACUGUAACUGAUUUAAUAGUAGUUUGAACAAAUCUAGGUGGACUCAUAGAAAGAAAAGGGCCAUUCUGAAAGGCUUCCCAGCUGAUGGCACAUCUGAUGACUAAUGUUUACCUAUUGAUUUGGCCCAGAACUCAGCAAGAGGGAAUUUUAUUUUGUAAACAAUAUUAAGGAGCAAAGAUCAGGCUAACUGUGCAGGGGUUCCCAGUUUCCUCACAAGGCUGGCAAUU
Oxyura jamaicensis (ruddy duck) is the source of this 1572-nucleotide messenger RNA. It is a transcript of the gene PTGR1, whose product is annotated as prostaglandin reductase 1. NCBI's taxonomy places the organism in Eukaryota, Metazoa, Chordata, Aves, Anseriformes, Anatidae. The transcript is spliced from 11 exons. The coding region runs from base 119 to 1108 and encodes 329 amino acids. Gene Ontology annotation, molecular function: 2-alkenal reductase [NAD(P)H] activity; 15-oxoprostaglandin 13-reductase [NAD(P)+] activity. Gene Ontology annotation, biological process: prostaglandin metabolic process. The record is from RefSeq and is a predicted model, not a curated record. Gene Ontology annotation, cellular component: cytoplasm.